AUGUCUGAUCCACCUGAACUGUCUCCUCUGGAUAUGGAGGAGCAGCGGUUCUACUCCGAGUCUCCUGGAGAACUGAUCUCUGAGGGACAGUCCAGCUACCCUGCAGAGAGGACUCAUUUAGACCUCCUGGGUCCAGGAUCUGGUUCCUUCAGUCUAUUCAGAGUUCCUGACCACAGUAUAUUUGGCUCUGGUGGCUUAGUGGUCAGCACCUUCUCCUGGGGCAGCUGGUUCGAGUUCCAGUUGUGUUUGGAAGCUCACGGUCCAUAUAUCCAGAUCAUCGAAGAGCCCAAACAGAGGGGUUUCCGUUUCCGUUAUGAGUGCGAGGGUCCCUCACACGGUGGACUCCCGGGGGCCUCCAGUGAGAAGAACCGGAGAACCUACCCAACCGUGAAGGUUAAUAACUAUGUGGGCCACGCCCAGGUGGAGGUGCAGCUGGUGACCCACACCGACCCGGCCCGAGUCCAUGCACACAGCCUGGUGGGACGCCACUGCAAUGAGAACGGCACCUGUACAAUGGACAUUGGCCCCAAUGACCUCACCGCCUCGUUCAGUAACCUGGGAAUCCUCCAUGUGACCAAGAAAGGUGUCGCUGAGGUUCUGACCAGAAGGUUGAGAGACGAGCGAAAGAGACAGAGAGGAACCCAGUAUCACCUGUCAGACACUGAAGAAAUGUCCAUUCUGAAGGAGGCCAAGGAGCUGGGGAAGACCAUGGACCUGAACAUCGUCCGGCUCAGGUUCACUGCAUACCUGCAGGACAGCAACGGCGGCUUCACCAGAGCCCUGAAACCAGUCGUGUCCAACCCCAUCUACGACAGCAAGUCACCCAAUGCCUCCAACCUGAAGAUCUCCCGCAUGGACAAGACCUGUGGCUCGGUUCUUGGAGGAGAUGAGAUUUUCCUGCUCUGUGACAAAGUUCAGAAAGAUGACAUCGAGAUUCGUUUCUAUGAGGAGGACGACGAGGGAGGCUGGGAGGCGUACGGGGACUUCUCACCCACCGAUGUUCACAAACAGUACGCCAUCGUGUUCAAAACACCAGCCUAUCACAGCACCGAGAUCGAGCGACCCGUCACCGUGUUCUUGCAGCUCAGGAGGAAGAAGGCUGGUGACAGCAGCGACCCGAAACAGUUCACCUACAUUCCUCAGGUUCAAGACAAAGAGGAGGUGCUGAGGAAGAAGCAGAAGCUGCUGCCUCACUACGAGUCCUGGAGAGGAGCAGGAGGAAGAGGAGGAGGAGCUGGGGGAUUUGGAGGAGCUGCUGGAGGAGGAGGAGGAGCUGGAGGUUUCCAGUUCCACCAACAGAUGAACGGAGGUACAGGAGGUGGAGGCGGAGCCUUUUAUGCAGGAAGCUACACAGGUUUUACUUCAGCGGGAGGAUCUCAGAUGUCAGGCUCCGCCCCUCAGACAGGUGUCGCCCAGCAGAGGAGUGGACAAACAAGCUUGCCACUGCAGCAGCAGCUGCUUCAGCUCGCUGCGACACUCGGCAGCCAUGUGUCUCAGAGCGCCCGACAGACUGCCGCCGCCCUGCUGCAGUACUGCAGCACUGGAGACGCCCGUGUCCUCCUUGCCCUGCAGAGACAUCUGUGUGGAAUCCAGGAUGCCAACGGAGACACGCCCUUACACCUGGCCAUCAUCCACCUGCAGAGCACCGUCAUCCAGCAGCUGGUCCAGACUCUGCUGAGCAGCCAGCAGCACCGAGUCCUCAACACGGCCAACCACCUACAACAGACACCCCUUCACCUGGCUGUGAUCACGCGGCAGCCGAAAGUGGCCGAGCUGUUGUUAAGGGCGGGGGCCGACCCCAGCCUGGUGGACAAAGAUGGCCGCAGCCCCGUCCACUUAGCAACAUUGAGCGGAGACACUGAGAUGCUCCGCCUCCUGCUGACCCACCUGGGAGAAUGCCACGCCCAUCUGGUCAACACACCAGACUACCACGGUCUUCAGCCGCUCCACCUGGCUGUAAGGAGGGACGGCGAGCGCUGCCUCCGCCUGCUUGUGGAGGGCGGAGCCAAAAUAAACGCACCAGAGCAAAAGAGUGGACACACAGCACUUCACCUGGCUGUCAAGGAAAACCUGUUCAAGGUGGCCUGCACGCUCAUCACUGAGCUAAAGGCCGACGUUAAUGCCUGCACCUUUGGAGGAAACACACCACUACACCUGGCUUCCAGUCUGGGCUCACCAACUUUCUGUGCCAUGCUCAUCGCUGCAGGAGCUGAUAAGAACAUGGAGAACGACGAGCCGCUCUUCUUCAGCUCCUCCUCUGAUGAAGAGAACGAACCAAUCAGAGACGAGCUCACAGAGCCAGACGCCGCUACACAACCAGUCACAACCCGUAAGAGACCUGCAGGAGGACACACACCUCUGGACCUUGCUACCUGUCUGAAGGUGAAGAAUGUGUUGAACAACCGACAGAGUCCGAAGUCGAGCCGGCGCAGCAGUAAGAAGAUCAAAGUGAGCAGCAGCAGCAGCUUGGAAGCCGACGAACACUCGGCGCUGGAUGAGGACACGUUGUCCCGGCUGGUGGAGGUUCUGAGUGUCAGAGACGUUCCCUGGAUGAAGCUGGCUGAGAAGCUGGGCAUGAUGACGCUAACUCACCUGUACCAGGACAGUCCAACGCCGUGCCAGCACCUGCUGCAGCACUACAAGGUGGGUGGAGGUCCUGUUGAAGUUCUGGUUGAAGCACUUCAGUCUCUAGGUUUGACAGAAGGAGUUACACUGCUGAGGAACACCAAGCUACAAGAGGACAAGCACAACACAGAUGCCAAAGUUGACAGUGGCUUCAGCAGCCAGCCAAUAGAGGAGCAGGAGGAGGAGUCAAUUGUGGCCAAUCAGUGACAAGCAGGAGGCUCACAAAGGUCAUGUGAUCAGCAGACGUCUGAUAGAGGAAUUUUUCUUCAGCGCCAGACUGGUUUUCCUGCAGGAGGAGAACGUGUUGAGCGACUCAUCGCCUUAGAGAUCCGAACAUCAAUGAAUCUGAAGUGGAAACCAAACAAAGAUUUUUAAAAAUGAAAUUUGAAACAUUUAAAAUCUGAACUAAUAUCUAUGGGUUUCACCUAUAGGCUGUAACAUGCGUUACAAAAAAAAAAACAUUUCUUUGUCUUUUCACUUA
Molecule: messenger RNA, 3106 nt
Organism: Nematolebias whitei (Rio pearlfish)
Lineage: Eukaryota; Metazoa; Chordata; Actinopteri; Cyprinodontiformes; Rivulidae
Gene: nfkb2
Product: nuclear factor of kappa light polypeptide gene enhancer in B-cells 2 (p49/p100)
Exons: 22
Coding region: 1-2832 (943 amino acids)
Biological process (GO): non-canonical NF-kappaB signal transduction; cellular response to stress; inflammatory response
Cellular component (GO): cytoplasm
Molecular function (GO): DNA-binding transcription factor activity, RNA polymerase II-specific; protein binding; RNA polymerase II cis-regulatory region sequence-specific DNA binding
Source: RefSeq, a predicted model, not a curated record